GCAACUAGGGUUCUAAUUCUGGGUUUAGGGUUCUUGCAAGAAUGGCGCGAUGGAACGACGAGCGCCUUGGAAUGCUGGCCGAAGGGAUCCGGCUGUGUUUCUCGCGGUGGACAGCGCUGCAGCUGGCCGUGGAGAAUGAGUGGGGCGGCCGCAAUUCUGUCCAGAAAUCGCAGCAGCUGGUCGAGGAUGUAGUUUCCUUCCUCACGCAGACCAAAGGAACGCUCUAUAUCGACGAUCUGGAAGCAUUGCUCGAGGACGCAAUGAGUGAAUCGUUUAACACGGAUCUGGAAGAUGGAAGUCACGAAGAGGUAGCGGAAAUAGUGAUGUUCUUGAACGAAGAAUGCGGUGUCGGGAACUUCGAGCGCGUAAAGAGCAUGGCUUUGUCGGCGAAUCCUAGCUCCGGAGCUCAGAAAAAAUCGAUUUGCAAGGAUACAGAGGAAAGCAACGAUGACGAGAGUGGAGAGGUCGCAGAGCUCUCAUCGACGAGCAACCUUGAGAAAGAACCAGCAAGCAUUCCCGAGACAAUGGACAUCGAUAAAUCGAACGAAACCGAGGCCCCAGAGGACGAUUGGACAGUAGUUCAAUCUCGACGAAGUAGAAGAGGAGGAAAACGACCAGCUUGAUCAUUAUCCUGCGAUCGAUCGAUCGUGCUCACGCGAAGACGAAGAAAAGGAAUUUAUUCGUUCCACCAGUUUUGAGCAUCACUGCGGAUCUAUCGAAGCAAAAUGUUUUGGAUGAUCCUGCUCAAGGAGAUACAGAAUGAAAACGAAAGAGAAGAGAAUCUAAUUAUUUCACCAGUUGCGAGAA
Selaginella moellendorffii is the source of this 807-nucleotide messenger RNA. RefSeq names its product pre-rRNA-processing protein TSR2 homolog. Bases 42 to 623 code for a protein of 193 amino acids. The record is from RefSeq and is a predicted model, not a curated record. The transcript has 5 exons. Gene Ontology annotation, biological process: maturation of SSU-rRNA from tricistronic rRNA transcript (SSU-rRNA, 5.8S rRNA, LSU-rRNA). Gene Ontology annotation, cellular component: nucleus. NCBI's taxonomy places the organism in Eukaryota, Viridiplantae, Streptophyta, Lycopodiopsida, Selaginellales, Selaginellaceae.